Molecule: messenger RNA, 3299 nt
Organism: Vidua macroura (Pin-tailed whydah)
Lineage: Eukaryota; Metazoa; Chordata; Aves; Passeriformes; Viduidae
Gene: NR4A2
Product: nuclear receptor subfamily 4 group A member 2
Biological process (GO): central nervous system neuron differentiation; regulation of transcription by RNA polymerase II; cellular response to corticotropin-releasing hormone stimulus
Cellular component (GO): nucleus; transcription regulator complex
Molecular function (GO): zinc ion binding; nuclear receptor activity; RNA polymerase II cis-regulatory region sequence-specific DNA binding
Source: RefSeq, a predicted model, not a curated record
CGCCGCUCCGCCCGCACUUGGAUGCGCGCCCCGCGCCCCGCUCCCCGCCGUCGCGCCGGGCAGGCUGGAGCCGCCGCCGCGCUCUGAACCCGCGGACACCUCGCUCCCCGCCGCGCUCCGACGCUGUCCGCCCUCGGCUGCCCCGAAAACGCCGCUCCCUCGGCUGAAGCCAUGCCCUGUGUUCAGGCUCAGUAUGGGUCCUCGCCUCAAGGAGCCAGCCCGGCCUCCCAGAGCUACAGCUACCACUCCUCGGGAGAAUACAGCUCCGAUUUCCUAACUCCGGAGUUUGUCAAGUUUAGCAUGGACCUCACCAACACCGAAAUCACUGCCACCACUUCUCUCCCCAGCUUCAGUACCUUUAUGGACAACUACAACACGAGCUACGACGUGAAGCCCCCCUGCUUGUACCAAAUGCCCCUGUCCGGACAGCAGUCCUCCAUUAAGGUGGAAGACAUUCAGAUGCACGGCUACCAGCAGCACGGCCACCUGCCCCCCCAGUCCGAGGAGAUGAUGUCCCACUCGGGCUCCGUCUACUACAAGCCCUCGUCGCCCCCGACCCCCUCCACGCCCGGCUUCCAGGUGCAGCACGGCCCCGUGUGGGACGACCCCGGCUCCCUGCACAACUUCCACCCCAACUACGUGGCCACCACGCACAUGAUCGAGCAGCGCAAAACGCCCGUGUCCCGCCUGUCCCUGUUCUCCUUCAAGCAGUCGCCGCCCGGCACGCCCGUGCCCAGCUGCCAGAUGCGCUUCGACGGCCCCCUGCACGUGCCCAUGAACGCCGAGCCGGCCGGGCCGCACCACGGCGUGGACGGGCAGGCCUUCGCCGUGCCCAACGCCAUCCGCAAGCAGCCCUCCAUGGCCUUCCCCGGGCUGCAGCUGGGCCACGCGCCGCAGCUGCUGGACAGCCAGGUGCCCUCGCCGCCCUCCCGCGGCUCCCCGUCCAACGAGGGGCUGUGCGCCGUGUGCGGGGACAACGCGGCCUGCCAGCACUACGGCGUGCGCACCUGCGAGGGCUGCAAGGGCUUCUUCAAGCGCACGGUGCAGAAGAACGCCAAGUACGUGUGCCUGGCCAACAAGAACUGCCCGGUGGACAAGCGCCGCCGCAACCGCUGCCAGUACUGCCGCUUCCAGAAGUGCCUGGCCGUCGGCAUGGUCAAGGAGGUGGUGCGCACAGACAGCCUAAAAGGCCGGCGGGGCCGCUUGCCGUCCAAACCGAAGAGCCCCCAGGAGCCUUCUCCCCCCUCUCCCCCGGUGAGUCUGAUCAGUGCGCUGGUGAGAGCCCAUGUCGACUCCAACCCGGCUAUGACCAGCCUGGACUAUUCCCGGUUCCAGGCUAACCCCGACUACCAGCUGAGCGGUGACGACACCCAGCACAUCCAGCAGUUCUACGAUCUCCUGACCGGCUCCAUGGAGAUCAUCCGAGGGUGGGCGGAAAAAAUCCCCGGCUUCACCGACCUCCCCAAAACGGACCAGGACCUGCUCUUCGAGUCCGCCUUCCUGGAGCUGUUCGUGCUGCGCCUGGCGUACAGGUCCAACCCCGUGGAGGGGAAGCUGAUCUUCUGCAACGGGGUGGUCCUGCACCGGUUGCAGUGCAUCCGUGGCUUUGGGGAGUGGAUCGAUUCCAUCGUGGAGUUUUCCUCCAACCUGCAAAACAUGAACAUCGACAUCUCUGCCUUCUCUUGCAUCGCUGCCCUGGCCAUGGUGACAGAGAGGCACGGGCUUAAGGAACCCAAGCGGGUGGAAGAGCUUCAGAACAAGAUUGUAAAUUGCCUCAAAGACCAUGUGACUUUCAAUAACGGGGGGCUGAAUCGCCCCAACUACCUGUCCAAACUCUUGGGGAAGCUCCCCGAACUCCGCACGCUUUGCACACAGGGGCUGCAGCGCAUUUUCUACCUGAAACUGGAGGAUUUGGUGCCACCGCCAGCAAUAAUUGACAAACUUUUCCUGGACACUUUACCUUUUUAAGACUCUUCCCGUACGCUUCCGCUGACCCGAGGAGAAGCUCCAGCUGCCUGAAGGGGAGCUGGUCUGGGCCCAGAGCAGCACCCCUGGGUGCCAGCUCCCACCCAGCAAACUCCUGCAGGCAGAGCACGAUGGGCAUUUUGGCUCUGGGGCAUCAUGGAUGCGGCUCAUGGACCACACAGAUACCAUGGUAUAAACUUUUUAUUAUCGGCUUCUCAAUGAAUUUGUUGUUAAGGACUCCUGGUGCGAAAGACAAGCCUGCCUGGCUCACGCGGUGACAACCCGAGCCUCGGGGCGACCCACGAGUCUCACCCUCCUAAAGACUAAAGUUUUCUGCUGUAAAAGAAAGCUGUAAUAUACCCAAACCCCAAGCGUUGCGUGGGUGGCGUGGCAUUAAUGAAGGCGAAGGCUUGUAAAUUUAUCAGAUGCAGUUUGGCUUUUUACAAAAAAAAAAAAAAAAAAAAAAAAAAUUCUUCUGUGCCUAUUUAUGAUGAAACAUGGAAAAUAAUUCUAAAAAAAAAAAAAAUUAAAUAAAAAAUAAAAGCUAAAUGUGUUUGGGUAAAAAAUAAUUAAAAAAAAAAAAAGGAGAAUCAAAAAAAAAAAAAAAGAAAAAAAAAAAGAAAACCCAAUCUGUCCAUACCAGGGAAGCAUGACGAUUCCAGGGUGACAAUGUUAUAGGCACUUGCUAUUUCAGUAAUGUCUAUAUUCUAUAAAUAGUAUUUCAGACACUAUGUAGUCUGGUAGCUUUUAUAAAGACUGGUAGUUAUCUAAGCUUCAAACAUUUUCUCAAUUGUAAAAUAGGUGGGCACAAGUGUUACCCCCCGGAAUCCCCCCCAAAGGGACACAUAGUGUUUGUAAACACCGCCCGACACCCCUUGUUUGUAAGUGUUGUAUGUACUGUUGAUGUUGAUUAAAGAAGAAGUUUAUAUCUUGAUUAUUUUGUUGUCUAAAGCUAAACAGAUCUUGCAUGCAGCAGCUUUUGACUGUUUCCAGAGUGCUUAUACUAUACAUAACUCCCUGGAAAUUACUGAGCACUUUGAAUUCUUGGUUUGUUUUGUUCCAUUUGUUUUUUUAUGUCUAAAAAUUGUCGGUUAAUAUAUUAUUUUAUGUUCGAGUAAUAUUUUUAAUAUUGCCAUAUUCUGUAGUAUUUUUCUUUGUAUACCCCGGUUUGGCACACGGGAAAGUCGCUGCCUUUUUUUAAUAUGGUGUACGACAGUUAGAAACGCGGAUUAUUAUUAUUAUUAUAAUUAUUAUUAUUAUUAUUUUUUCUCCCGAGAACUCUUUCUUUGAGAAAGACAAUUUUAAUGUUUACAACAAUAAAACAUGUAAACGAA